Molecule: messenger RNA, 2874 nt
Organism: Suillus plorans
Lineage: Eukaryota; Fungi; Basidiomycota; Agaricomycetes; Boletales; Suillaceae
Exons: 8
Coding region: 1-2874 (957 amino acids)
Source: RefSeq, a predicted model, not a curated record
AUGUUGGAUGUAAACGCUAACACCAACUUGAAUGCGAGUGCGAGUACCAACCAUCGAGAGAGAUUGGAGAUACAACCAGCCCCACUCCGAGUCAGAGAUAACGAGCCUGAGUAUGACUUCAAUUUCCAGGACGACCAACCUGCAGGAGAGCAAGAUCAUUACCCUGUCGAACGUCGAGCACCCAACCACCAACCCCUCCAAGACUAUAAUUUCCGUCCAGUUCCAUGGCCUGAUGUACGAAUUCCUGGCAGUGACCAGGAUCAGGAGGACCGGCCAUCUCUUGUUCCGAGAGCCUUCAAUGAGCGGCCAGGUGUCCGUCUUGCAUAUCUUAACACGGUGAUAGGCAACGUCUUUGGGAAACAGAGCAUCCAAGCUGCAACAGAUGCCCUCAAUAAUCAGCUCAAUUGUAUGCUUCUCGAAGGUGUAUUACCCGAACAUCCGCGACCUGUCCGUCAUCUCCUGAGUGCGAAACGUCGACUUGGCAUCGAUCCUGACCAAUGGAUCACCCAGUAUGCCAUAUGCCCCGAGUGCUGGAAGCAUCUCACCCCCAAUCAACUCAAAGAGCUUGCAUCCCCCGAGUGUACUGUUCUGGACUGCCCAGGAAUAUUAUACGAUGAAUGUACAGAUGCAAAAGGCAAGCGUAUCCGAAUUACGAGAAAAAUCAUGCCGCACGUAUCCCUGAUAGGAAGCCUUCGACGGAUGUUCAUGCGACCUGGUUUUGCAAAAUCAAUUCGAGACAGCCGACAAGACCAGCCACGACGAAAUGAUGAUGAUGACUAUGUCAUGAUGGACAUUCAUGAUGGCACACUAUGGCAUGAACUCGAGACGAACACUGUCCGCGAGACUGGUGAAUUGGGUACUGUCCGCGACCGUCCUCAAGAUAAUGGACCGACAGCGACGAAGCUUACUGAACAUCGAUAUGGCCUGCAUUUGACCUUGAAUAUUGACUGGAUGGGUAUACUGGAAAACCGGCCCCACUCUAGCGGUCCCAUCUAUUAUGCCAUAAACGACCUUCCACGAGAUCAGCGAUUCCUGCAGGUCAACGUCAUAUGUGCUGCGAUUAUGCCAGGUCCAAAGGAGCCAAACAUACAGCAAAUCAAUCAUUGCUUGGAGCCCUCCACUCGUGAGCUGAUGGACCUCAAGAAUGGUGUAAAAAUGAACGUUUAUGGAGAAGAAGAAGAAGUAGAUGUGUUUGCGGAUAACGAGGUCCUUGCCUGUGAUAUGCCGGCUUCACACAAGUGCAACGGAACAGCUGGCCACAGUCAUGACUUCCAUCCGUGCGCGUUUUGCGAUGCUGAUGUUGUCAAGAUUAACACGCCGGAUGGUUACAAUGACACAUGGUCUGCAAAGGACGAUUUUCAUAUGCUCCGUCAGAGUUUCUACUCCAGGGAUGCAGGUCCCGCUCGCCGAGAAGCAAUCUUGAGGGAUCAUGGUGUUAGAUGGUCCAUUCUCAACCUACUCUCUGGCUGGUUACCAUCGAAGAAGUCAGUGCUCGACUUCAUGCACUGUAUCUUCCUUGGCAUCAUAUCACAUCUAUUCAUGCGUGUACUGUUUGGUGGAUACAUGCUAUCAGGAAUGGGUGGUAACGAGUCACCAAAACGCCGUUUCGAAGACAUUGUGAAUGCUGUUAGAUGGCCCAGUCACGUCACUCGAUUGCCAAAAAAUCUAGGUGAAAAUCAAUCACUCAAGAAGGCAGAUGAGUGGCGUCGUAUUCUAACAAUCACUCCGGUCAUUCUCUGGUGGUCUUGGAGGGAUGCUAAUGACGAGAUACCGAACACAGAGCCUCCUCUUCCACCCAACACUGUUGCCCCGGAUUUCUCACGUAACCGUCGCUCGCUGUAUCAUGCCAUACUUCAUCUUUGCAUGGGAGUCCGCAUUCUCGCAUCCCGCUCCAUCUCAAUGGCUCAGGCUCGCACCGGUCAGAGCUUCUUAGCCCACUACUGUUUAGAAUGUCUGCAGCUUCGCAUUCCACUUACCAUCAAUCACCAAGCUUCGAUGCAUACAGCUGAAAUGAUCAAGAAAUGUGGUCCUGUAUAUGCCUGGUGGCUCUUUGCAUUCGAGCGGUUCAACGGCAUGUUGGAACGUGUUCACCAUAAUGGUCACGAUGGAGGGCGAAUUGAACUCACUCUCUUACGGAACUGGGUCCAAACUCAUCUCAUUUACGAAUACCUCCUGGCUCUUCCUGCUGACACUCAUUCAUUCGAACGAGACCAAAUUAACCGCAUUAUCAAGGUACAAGCCCAAGACCGCGGAAGUAUGAUGACACAGAUAGCAGUUUAUCAGAGCGAAGCUGCUGAAGACAAUGUCAGGUUACCACUCCGUAAUGCGAAAUUGAUCAAUCUUCGUGCAUAUGGUUCACCUCCAGGAACAUUCUAUCUCAUUCUUCUCCAGUACUUUCACUCUCUGUGGCCCGACCUUAAUCUUGUUAGUGACUUAUCCUGUGAUGAUGGCACCCCCUUCCGUGCAAACAAGGUAGCUCGUGCACUCACCUACAUUCGUAAAGAUGGGAUUCGCUAUGGCUGUACCAUGAAUCGACGCACGCAGGCCGACUCCUUUGCAUUUAUAUCUCAAGGUAGAGUCCGUGUCCCUGUACAAAUAACAGCACUAUUUGUCGUUGGGGUCCUCGACACCAUUCCUCACGUUUGUGCCGUUGUACGAAGAUUAGUAUCUGAUGAUGACAUUCCUGCAAUGCCAUGGGACCUCUACGCAUCAACACUCGGUAUCCAUGUCUCCUACACUGAACUCGGCCCUCAAGAAGUUAUUCCGGUCUCACGGAUUGAGUGCCCACUGGCAUUGAUUCCAGUGUACUCGAACAUCAUCAAAAAGGAUCUGUGGAUUACCAUCUCGUUUGACCAUGUAAGUUACAAACUAUGA